AUGCAUUCUUUACCACUUCCCCACCAAAUCGUACAAUCAGCUGCUCUCAGAAGAAUCGCACAAAAGUUAUGGACACGCGACCUCCUGGCGAUGGACUCUGUGUUUGUCGCGCCACUGGUGUUCCUAAUCAUAUUGUCAGCCAUGGCCUUUACAGGACUCUUCUACAUAACUUGGAAAGCAUGGACUUGUGCCCGAGAGGACCAGAAUAUCGACAUUGAAGCCGCUCUUACCAUAUCUCCGGAGCGUCGGCUAAGUUACUGGAUGAGCCAGAAUGUUGCCAUGAGACAAAACCCGGCUUUGAGACAGAAUUCUGCUACGAGGCAAAGCGGUAGCCUUGUCUGGACCACCAAUCUCGAGGACAAAGACAUACUUGACUUUCAAUUCUCGCUACCCUCACAAUCUCGGUUCUCCAUGGAUUCGGAGGUUUCUGUGGACACCAGCAUAUGUCCGCUGGACCGGAGUUAUAUUACCAAAAGCGAGCUCGAAAAAUAUUGCACCACCAUCACAGAGAUCGAGAUUGGGAGUGACACGUGCGAUUCAUCAUGUUCAUCCCGCUGUCAGUCUCCGGUCGGAAUAGUCAGGCUCACUGCCAUGGACAAGGGUCGUGCUGUAUCGCAACCCUUUUUGCAUCAGUAUGAAGACUUUCCGAAAGAGUUUCCAAGUGGACGACGAUCUACUCUUCCACACCACUACGUUCGGAUGCAAACAUGA
Messenger RNA from Exophiala bonariae, 711 nucleotides. RefSeq lists its product as uncharacterized. Bases 1 to 711 code for a protein of 236 amino acids. The transcript has a single exon. The record is from RefSeq and is a predicted model, not a curated record. Lineage: Eukaryota; Fungi; Ascomycota; Eurotiomycetes; Chaetothyriales; Herpotrichiellaceae.